Messenger RNA from Otolemur garnettii (small-eared galago), 2286 nucleotides. Its product is annotated as protocadherin gamma-B2-like. Gene Ontology annotation, biological process: homophilic cell-cell adhesion. The record is from RefSeq and is a predicted model, not a curated record. NCBI's taxonomy places the organism in Eukaryota, Metazoa, Chordata, Mammalia, Primates, Galagidae. The transcript is spliced from 2 exons. The coding region runs from base 1 to 2286 and encodes 761 amino acids. Gene Ontology annotation, cellular component: plasma membrane. Gene Ontology annotation, molecular function: calcium ion binding.
AUGAAGCCGGGCUUGGGAAGGUUCAGUGAGGUGCGGUGGCUGCAGGUACUGUGGCUCUUCAUGCUGUCUUUGUUUCACCGGGCUCUCCCAGACCAGAUCCGCUAUUCAAUUCCCGAGGAGCUGGCCAAGAACUCGGUGGUAGGAAACCUCGCCAAGGAUGUGGGGCUUAGUGUCCGGGACUUGGUGGUCCGGAAGCUGAGGGUUAGCGCAGAGAAGGAAUAUUUCACUGUAAACCCAGAGACCGGGGACUUACUUGUGGGUGACAGAAUAGACCGAGAGCAGAUUUGCGGAAAGCAGCUUCUGUGUAUUCUGGAUUUUGAUACUGUCACUGAAAACCCACUAAAUAUUUUCCAUGUAGCAAUAACUGUGCAAGAUAUAAAUGACAACAUUCCAAUGUUCAAACAGAGUAUGGUUGAUUUAAAAAUUGGGGAAUCCACUAAAGCAGGUACAACAUUUCCUCUAGAUCCAGCCUUGGAUUCGGAUGUUGGUCUUAAUUCACUACAAAGAUACUACCUUAAUGACAACGAGUAUUUUGAUCUCAUCGAGAAACAGACUCCAGAUGGACGUAAAUAUCCUGAGUUGAUUCUGAAACAUUCUCUGGACAGAGAAGAAAAUAAUGUCCACCUAUUAGUCCUCACAGCUGUGGACGGUGGUGACCCACCUCAAAGUGGAACUACCCAAAUACGAAUCCAAGUGACUGAUGCCAAUGAUAACCCUCCAGUGUUCAGCCAAGAUGUAUAUAGGGUCUCUCUACGGGAGGACGUGCCCCCAGGCUCCUCCGUGCUUCAAGUGAUGGCCACCGACCGGGAUGAGGGAGUCAACGCGCACAUCACCUACUCUUUUCAUAAUGUGGAUGAACAAGUGCAACACUUUUUCAAUUUAGAUAAAAUAACAGGAGAAAUCACAACAAAAAAUGAUUUGGAUUUUGAAAUUGCUAAUAGUUAUACUCUGAGUAUAGAAGCAAAAGAUCCUGGAGAUCUAGCAGCCCACUGCAGUAUCCAAAUCGAAAUUCUUGAUGAGAACGAUUGUGCGCCAGAAGUGAUAGUGACUUCAGUAUUUACUCCUCUACCGGAGGAUUCACCUCCAGGAACAGUGAUCGCUUUGAUAAAAACAAGAGACAGAGACUCUGGAGAAAAUGGAGACGUUUACUGUCGCGUCUUGGGAAAUGGCAAGUUUAUUUUGAAAUCUUCCUCAAAGAACUAUUACAAACUAGUGACAGACAGGGCUCUGGACCGGGAGCAGAUCCCAGAAUACAAUGUCACCAUCACAGCCACCGACAGGGGCAAGCCGCCUCUGUCCUCCAGCAUAAGCGUCACUUUUCACAUCUCUGACAUCAAUGAUAAUGCCCCGGUUUUUCACCAGAGUUCCUACUUGGUCCACGUAGCAGAGAACAACCCGCCAGGAGCUUCAAUUGCUCAAGUUAGCGCCUCUGAUCCGGAUUUGGGACCCAAUGGCAGCGUCUCUUACUCCAUCGUAGCCAGCGACUUGGAGCCACGGGACUUACUGUCUUAUGUGUCCGUGAGCGCUCAGAGCGGAGUGGUGUUCGCCCAGCGCGCCUUCGAUCAUGAGCUGCUUCGCGCUUUUGAGCUGACGCUGCAGGCCAGCGACCAGGGCUCACCCGCGCUCAGCGCCAAUGUGAGUCUGCGCGUGUUGGUGGACGACCGCAACGACAACGCGCCGCGGGUGCUGUACCCGGCGCUGGAGCCCGAUGGCUCGGCGCUCUUCGAUAUGGUGCCGCGCGCGGCGGAGCCCGGCUACCUGGUCACCAAGGUGGUGGCGGUGGACGCAGACUCUGGACACAACGCCUGGCUGUCCUACCACGUGCUGCAGGCCAGCGAGCCUGGGCUCUUCAGCCUGGGGCUGCGCACUGGCGAGGUGCGCACCGCGCGUGCCUUGGUCCUCGCGGUGAUUCUGGCUAUUGCUCUGCGCCUGCGACGCUCCUCCAGCCCAGCUGCGUGGAGCUGUUUUCAGCCUGGACUCGGCUCCAAGUCUGGACCUGGAGUUCUCCCCAAUUACAAUGAGGGAACAUUGCCCUAUGCCUACAAUUUGUGUGUUGCCUCACAAUCAGCGAAGACAGAGUUUAAUUUUCUCAAUGUGACUGCGGAAAUGGCUCCUCCUCAGGAUCUCCUCUGUGACAAUGAGUCUUUGCGACCCGGUACAAAUCAUGAAGACACUGGGGCGCCAUUCGACUCGAAUUCUAUUUCAAAGGUGAGUUUUAAUUCAUUUACUUUCACAAAUCGCUUCACUUGGGUAGAAGGCUCCAUUGCAUAUUGUGUUGCCUUGUGA